CCCCAAGAGCAACGUAUCACCUUCAUUUAUUUACAUUUAAUCACUUUGUUUAUGAAACAGUGAAUCGCUGCCCUCUGUUGACCGCUCCAGCCCACGGAAGCGUAGCGCCCUGUGCUAAUUUGCCAGGACACUCCUGUCAUUUUUCCUGUGAUAGUGUGUACAGCAUGACUGGGUCAGCAACACGGACAUGUAACAGCAACGGUGUAUGGACUGGAACGCAGCCUCAGUGUAAUGCUGUCACCUGUGCUCCUUUGAGCAUUCCUUUUAAAGCCGUAUUACUGACCAUUUCCUGUGGCACUACGAUUGGAUCCAACUGUGUAUUUGGCUGUCAAAGUGGCUAUGGUAGCAGCCAAGGAAAUGUGACCAGAACGUGUUUGCAGACUGGGCAAUGGAGUGGAAAUGCUAUCAGCUGUACAGAUGUUAGUCCUCCGACAUUCGUUGUCACCUGUCCAGCAAGUCCGUUGCAGGUGUAUGCAGAACGUGGCCUGUUUUCAGCCCAAGUGAGCUGGAGCGAGCCCGUUGCCACUGACAAUUCAGGAGUCCCACCUACCGUGACGUCGAAUCACCAACCACCUCAAAGAUUCAGCCAGGGAACUCACGUGGUCAUGUACACUGCAGAGGACCAAUCAGCAAACAAGGCUUCUUGUAGCUUUACGAUUGAAGUGAUGGUUAUCAAUUGUACAUCGCUGAUAAAUCCAGGAGGUCCCCUGCUAAUGAGCAGCUGCGGCAUUCACUUUGGAGCAAAAUGUAACUUUUCUUGUACGAUUGGUUAUCGUUUGAAUGGCUCAUCCACGGUCACAUGUGUUGCCCCUGGUAACGGACCUCCGGGAUCAUGGGACAGUCCUUUACCUAGUUGUCAAGCUAUCACGUGCUCAGCCCUACCAGCCCCCUCCUAUGGCAUCCGCCAGAAUUGCUCAGGAACAACAUUAGAGUAUUACAACACUGUCUGUCUGUUUUCCUGUAACGUUGGCUUCAAUGGGUAUGGCUCUUCGUCAAGACAAUGCCAAGAAGAUGGAACUUGGAGUGGCCAAGAUUUUUUAUGUAUAGCUCACAGCUGCGGCCCUGUAAACAUUCCUCCAGGGGCGAUUCUGCUUACCCUUUCCUGUGGCAAUACCUAUGGAUCAAGCUGUGUAUUGGGAUGCCGAAGUGGAUAUGCCAGCCUAGCUGGAAAUGUUAGCACAACGUGUUUGCAGUCUGGCCAAUGGAGUGGGAACCCAAUCAAUUGUACAGACGUUCUACCUCCGAUAUUCGACGCGACAUGUCCAUCAAGUCCGUUAGUAGUGUAUGCAGAACGCGGUCUGUUUUCAGCAGAAGUGAACUGGACUGAGCCAGCUGCUACUGACAACUCAGGAGUUCUGCUUAGCAUGUCAUCAAAUCACAAACCGUUUGAAAGAUUCAGCCAGGGAACUCACAUAAUCACAUACACUACCGCUGACCAAUCAGGAAACAAGGCCACUUGCACCUUCACCAUUGAUGUUAGAGUGAUCAAUUGCACCUCUUUGACAGUUGAUCCAGGACUUCCACUGCGCAUGAGCAGCUGUGACAAUCAUUUUGGAGCAACAUGUAACUUUUCUUGUACGAUUGGUUAUCGUUUGAAUGGAUCAUCAACAGUGACUUGUGUUGCCCCGAGUAACAAACCUCCAGGAUACUGGGACAAUCCUUUGCCUAGCUGCGAAGCUAUAAGAUGCCUGUCACUUCCAGUUCCAACAAAUGGAGUCAAGACUGGCUGUAGCGACAUCACAUCGGAACCUUAUGAUACACAUUGCAGCUUUUCAUGUAAUGUUGGCUACAAUCUGACUGGCUCACCAGUAAGGCGAUGCCUGGAAAACGGGUCUUGGAGUGGACAAACGUCAUAUUGCCAAGUUGUAAGAUGUCCAACUCUUCCAGGUCCAACAAACGGAGUUAAGACCAGCUGCACUGACUUGGUAUCGGAACCUUACAAUACUCAAUGUAAUUUUUCUUGUGAUGAUGGCUACUACUUAAAUGGUUCGUCGGUUAGGCAAUGCCAGGAAAGCGGGACUUGGAGUGGAGAAUCGCCUAUUUGUCAAGACAUUCUUCCUCCGACGUUCAAUGCAACAUGUCCAUCAGGUCCGUUAGUAGUGUAUGCAGAACGAGGUCUGUUCUCAGCAGAGGUUAACUGGACCGAGCCAGCUGCUACUGACAACUCAGGAGUUCUGCUUAGCAUGUCAUCAAAUCACAAACCGUUUGAAAGAUUCAGCCAAGGAACUCACAUAAUCACAUACACUACAGCUGACCAAUCAGGAAACAAGGCCACUUGCACCUUCACCAUUGAUGUUAGAGUGAUCAAUUGCACCUCGUUGACCGUAGAUCCAGGACUUCCGCUGCGCAUGAGCAGCUGUAACAACCAUUUUGGAGCAACAUGUAACUUUUCUUGUACGAUUGGUUAUCGUUUGAAUGGAUCCUCAACGGUGACUUGUGUUGCCCCCGGUAACAAACCUCCAGGGUACUGGGACAAUCCUUUGCCUAGCUGCGAAGCUAUAAGAUGCCUGUCACUUCCAGUUCCAACAAAUGGUGUCAAGGCCGGCUGUAGCGACAUCACAUCGGAACCUUAUGAUACAUAUUGCAGUUUUUCAUGUAAUGUUGGCUACAAUCUGACUGGCUCACCAAUAAGGCGAUGCCUGGAAAACGGGUCUUGGAGUGGACAAACGUCAUAUUGCCAAAUUGUAAGAUGCCCAACUCUUCAAGGUCCAGCAAAUGGAGUUAAGACCGGCUGUACCGACUUGGUAUCGGAACCUUACCAUACUCAAUGUAAUUUUUCUUGCAAUAAAGGCUUCUACUUAAUUGGAUCGUCGGUCAGGCAAUGCCGGGAAAACGGAACUUGGAAUGGAGAAUCACCUUUUUGUCAAGCCACUUUAUGCAGUCCACCAUGUUUGUUGGCAUCAAACACUUCGGAUAUUUUAGCCAUCGACUACAAAACUGGAGCAGCUCGUUCCAUAAUUUCGGGUUUAACACGAGCUGUUGCCAUAGAUGUCCAUUUCAGUUUGGGUUACAUAUUCUGGAGUGAUGUAACAGAACAAAAUAUCAAACGUUUCCGCAUUGACGUCGCAAGCACGACUACAAUUAUCACUGGUAUUGGAGUUUGUGAUGGAUUGGCGGUGGAUUGGAGAGCAUUAGAGCUGUAUUGGACUGAUACGACGCAUGAUACCAUAUCAGUAUCAGACCUAGAUGGUAAUAACCAACGUAGGUUAAUUUCAUUCAGCCUUGAUGAGCCCAGAGCAAUAAACCUGGAUCUGGAUAGCGGCUUAAUGAUCUGGACGGACUGGGGAGUUAAUCCCAAAAUCGAACGAGCUUCGCUUAGCGGUAGCCAAAGACUCGCCAUCGUAACAACCAAUCUUCAUUGGCCCAAUGGUAUUGAGCUUGACAGAGGAAAUAAACGAAUAUUUUGGGUGGAUGCAGGACAUGACAGGGUGGAAUCCGUCGACUACAAUGGCAACGACAGAAAGCUUCUUUACCAGCAACAGUACUUACAUCCGUUUGACGUUGCGCUAAUUCCUCCUUUCCUGUUUUUUACUGACUGGGUUGCACAAAAAGAGGUUCAUCAGUUGGACGCUGCCACUGGACACGUGCUACGAAGUUUCGGUAUCAAUGGCGGACAGCCUAUGGGUAUUGUACCAUACGACAGCUCCCGUCAACCUUUAGCUUCAAACCCUUGCACUGUAAACAAUGGAGAAUGCAGUCAUUUCUGUAUAGCAAAAUCCUCUGGUAGCCAAUGUUCUUGUCCAACUGGUUUGACUGUGAAGCAAGAUGGCAAGACAUGCGAAGACAAGGUGAACAAGUUUCUUCUCUUUGCUGAUGCCGCCGACCAAUCCACUAAGAAAAUUUCCUUGGACGUCAGCUAUUUCGUUGCACAAACGUUGUUUAUCCACCUUGGAAAUCAGCAUCCUAUUGCAUUGGACUAUGACCCUCUCGAAGAUCGGGUGUACUGGUCGGACGUUGCGCAAGGUCGUAUCAUCAGCGCUUUUUCUAACGCAACUUCAGUGAAGAUGUUGUUUCGCUGUAAUGUACAAACUCCAGACGGCUUAGCCAUCGACCAUGUGGGACGAAACAUUUAUUGGACUGAUACAGGGACCAAUAGGAUUGAAGUGGCUCGGCUUGACGGAACAAGCAGGAAACUGUUGAUCAAAGAUGGACUUGAUGAGCCGAGGGCGAUCUUGCUUGAUGAGAGAAAUGGCAUGAUGUAUUGGACAGACUGGGGCGCCAAUCCGAAGAUCGAACAAGCUGGGAUGGAUGGCUCAGCGAGGCGAACCAUUGUAACAGGAAGCCUUGUCUGGCCAAAUGGACUCACUAUCCACCAAGCGACAAAUCGCGUGUUUUGGGCUGACGCUAAACUUGACAAAAUCGAGGUAUCAGACCUCGAUGGAGGAAACAGACAGUUAAUCAUGUCAACUGCAGCUAAUAUUCAUCCCUAUGGACUAGCGGUGUAUCAGGACAUGCUUUACUGGACUGAUUGGAAUACCAAGAGCGUUUCACGUUUCAACUUAAGCAGUGGAAACCAGGAAAUCGUAAUCAAUGGCCUUCAAAAACCUAUGGAUAUUCACGUAUUUGAUCCAGCCUUGAUAUUUUCAGGUUCCCAUGCUUGCGCUCAAAACAAUGGCCUUUGCAGUGAUUUGUGUCUUCUAAAUCCAGGAGGAUAUCAGUGCGCAUGUCCAACAGGCAUUCAACUCAAGUCCGAUGGAAAAAGCUGUAAUUAUGAACUGUUUCACAAGAUAACUUCCAAUAAAUUUAUCAUCUUUGCUGAAGCGGAUGCGGAAGAAAUUUACAAAGUUCCUCUUCAAAUACCAGAAGCCCCUUGCUAUCCGCUUGGAAUUAAUACAAACAUAUCAAGGCCUGUGGCUGUUGAUUACGAUCCGGUCGAAGGAAAGGUUUAUUGGACAGAUGUGACGUUAAAACUGGUGGCCAGUUCAUUUCCUAACGGGUCUUCAGUCAAAGUCAUCGCGCACACUAAUGUUACUACUCCUGGAGGACUGGCAGUAGAUUAUGUUGGACGUAAUAUUUACUGGACAGAUGAGGGAACAAGUAGAAUUGAGGUGGCAAAGUUAGAUGGGUCGUCUAGAAGGGGUCUAAUCACAUCAAGCAUUGAACAGCCAAGAGCUAUACUACUCGACAUUGCAGAAAGAAAGAUGUAUUGGGGCAGUCGGGGAUCAUCGUCAAGGAUUGAACAAGCCAACAUGGACGGUUCUAACAGGACAACUCUUGUUAGUUCCGGACUUGUGUGGGUAAACUCGCUCGCUAUGGAUUACCAAGGUAGGAUGCUGUACUGGUGCGAUGCGAACCUCGAUAGGAUUGAGAGGGUGGACCUACAAGGAAAUAACCGAGCACUGAUGCUGGAUUUAUCGUUGGAUAAGCACCCUUUUGGACUCGCCCUAUAUAAUGACGUUCUGUACUGGUCUGAUUGGAACAGCCAAAGCAUUCACAAAUACAACAUGACAUCUUCUGUAACAGAAGUCGUUUCUCGUGGAAUGGGAACCCUAAUGGAGCUGCACAUUUAUGAUAGCACGGAGACUUUUAACGGAUCCACCAACUGCUCUCAGUUAAAUGGAGGAUGCAGCCACCUUUGUCUACCAAAUCCACAAGGCCAUCAAUGCUCUUGUCCAGAAGGAGUACAGUUGAAUCCUGCUGACCCCUUUAUUUGUCAAGGAGUGAACCGCUGCCCCCAGCUGUCAGCGCCCACCCAAGGACAUUUAGAGACAUGCUCCGAUUUGCCAGGGGAAAUCUGUCGGUUCUCUUGUGAUAUGGGGUACGUCCUGACUGGAUCAGUAACAAGGACAUGUAACAGCAAUGGAACAUGGACUGGAACACAGCCUCAGUGUAAUGCUGUCACGUGUCCAGCUUUUGCAUUCCUAACUAAUGGCAUCAAAAGUACCUGUACAGGCAUAACAAUAGAGUAUUUCGACAAAGUUUGUCAGUUUUCUUGUUAUUCCGGAUACACCGGAAUGGGCUCGUCAUCAAGACGGUGUCUAGAAAACGGCACCUGGAGUGGCCAAGAUUUCAAUUGCACAGCUAUCACCUGUCCGCCCUUGAGCAUCCCUGCAAGAGCAGUUCUGCUGACUGUUUCCUGUGGUAAUACCUAUGGAUCAAAUUGUGUAUUUGGCUGUCAAAGUGAAUAUGGCAGUGCUGACGGAAAUGUCACCAGAACGUGUUUGCACACCGGGCAAUGGAGUGGAAAUUCCAUCAACUGUACAGACGUUCUUCCUCCAACAUUCGGUGUUACGUGUCCAACGAGCCCGUUGCUGGUGUAUGCAGAGCGUGAUAUGUUUUCAGCCCAAGUAAACUGGACUGAGCCUGUUGCUACGGACAACUUAGGAGCCACGCCUUCACUUACGUCAAAUUACAAACCACCACAAAGAUUCAGUCAGGGAACGCACGUGAUCUCCUACACUGCUGUGGACCAUUCAGGAAACAGAGCUACCUGUACCUUUGCUAUAAAAGUAUUAGUUAUUAGCUGUACGUCACUGACAGUUAAUUCAGGAAGUGCAUUGAGGAUGAGCAACUGCGGUAAUCAUUUUGGAGCUCAGUGUAACUUUACGUGUGCCAUUGGUCAUCGUUUGAAUGGCUCGUUAACGGUCGCGUGUGUUGCCCCUGGUAACAGACCUCCAGGAGCUUGGGAUAAUCCUUUACCUAGCUGUCAAGAAAUUAGAUGUCUGUCGCUUCCUAUUCCGACAAAUGGAGUUAAAACCGGCUGUACAAACAUUACAUCGGAACCUUAUGAUACACAUUGUAGUUUUUCAUGUAAUGUUGGCUACAAUAUGGUUGGUUCGUCAGUAAGGCGUUGCCUGGAAAAUGGGACUUGGAGUGGAGAAACAUCUUAUUGCCAAGUUAUCACCUGUGACCCGCUCGUCCCUCCAACUGAUGAUGUUGUACAUGUAUCUCCAUCCUCGUGUCUAUCGAGCAGUCCGUAUGGCCAGACAUGCACAUUCACUUGUCAAAGGCCUGGAUAUGUCCUUGAAGGAACAUCUGCACGAGUAUGUGGUAAUAAAGGGCAGUGGACUGGGUCGAACAAUACAAACUGUACAGAUAACACUCCACCUUCCUUCAAUAACACAUGUCCUAGCAAUAUGGUGUUCUAUGCUACGGAAUGUUCAUCCAGGGCUUUACUUACAUGGAUUGAACCAAUUGCGAAUGACAACUCUGGUCACGUGUCUAUCAGCUACCCGGGCGUUCGUCCCCCUGUCAACCUCAGUAUCGGUCUGUACAAUGUACUGUAUUCCGCAAUAGACAACAGUGGAAACCGAGCUAACUGUACUUUUAUCGUACAAGUAGCAAGAAAAUCAUGCCCAGUCCUCCAGCCACCAGUCUAUGGAUCCAUAACCUCUCUUUCAUGCGGAUCUUCAUUUGGUUCCCAAGCCUCCCUUGCUUGUAACACAGGAUACCGAAUGGCUGGAUCUCCUUUGCGCUCAUGUGGAGCAGACGGAACAUGGUCAGGCAACGUGACCACAUGCAACAUCGUUAAGUGCCCAAGCAUUGCAACACCAUCUCAUGGAAUGGUUUAUCCAAGUACUUGCCAGAUACCUUCAGGUGUAAAUUAUAAAACCGAGUGCUUCUUCAUAUGCAAUGUUACGGUCGGUUAUCAACUCGAGGGCGCACCAAAAGUAUCCUGCCUUGAAAGUGGAACAUGGAGCGAGGAUACCAACAAGACAAUCUGCAGAGAUAUCCAAGCUCCUAGCAUCACAUGUCCACCUGAUAUGGACAAUAUUCCAACAGAGCCUGGCCAAUCAUAUGCAAAUGUAAAGUGGCAGUUACCAGUCCACACCGACAACUCUAACGAGUCCCUGACGCUCCAUGGUUUACGGCCUCCGCAAAAGCUAGUUGUUGGUAAAAAGCACAUUACAUACAAAGCCACCGACUCGUCUGGUCUGAGUAGAAGCUGUAUAUUUCUUAUUCAUGUCAAAGAUCUUGAGCCGCCGAAGAUUGCAAACUGUCCUGAUGGCAUUUACAAGACGACUGAAGAAAAAUGGACGAAGAUCUUUUUUCCUGGAGUCAUUGCCACAGAUAAUGUUGGCGUUCACUUAUAUACAACAAGCAGAGAAAAUGGAAGCAAGUUCACAUGGGGAGAGCAUAACGUGACUUACACUGCAUCAGACAUAGCAGGAAAUACUGCCACUUGUCAUUUCCAAGUAAUCAUUGUGGCGAAACCAUGUGACGAUUUACGAACACCGCAGAAUGGAGCCAAGACGUGUGACAAGUGGCUAGACGCCGGGAAGUUUUGCACCCUGCAAUGCAAUGUGGGAUAUGAUUUUGCUCUCAAACCACCUGAGUUCUAUUUCUGUGGUGCUUCAGGGAACUGGAAUCCUGGAGACAAAGUGCCAGACUGCUCUAAAACACGCCAAGCAGAAACUUUGCUUGCUUUAGCGUAUCAUUAUCUAGCUGACCAGUGUACGGAAGAGAUGCACGCCAGUAUCGCCAGUAACUUCAUCGCGCUUUAUACGCUGUACUUGGGUACUGUUGGAGGUUGUGAUGGAAAUAAGGAAUGCACGAUUGACAACGUAAAUGUGGAAUGCGGAGAGCAGAGUGGAACUCUUCGCAGAAGGGACAUAGCUGAUAGCGAACAGGCUUCUAAAGUUCCUCUUACUGUGACAUUUGCUGUAAAAGUCCCACUGCCCAGCAAUACCUCCGUGGUUGAUUUGAACCAGACAACUCAACAGAUAUCAAGUACCAUUCUAGCAUCUCUGAAUGAAACAGACCUGUCUUUGAACAUUAGUGGAGUUGUGUUGGAAUAUGACCCAUCAAAACCACCGGCGGUACGAGUAGUUGGUCUUGUCUGUGACAAAGGACAAGUUCUUAAAGGAACUAAAUGUGUCAAUUGUCCCCUUGGGUACUUCUUCAACACUACUGGUUGCCAAGCAUGCACAGAAGACCACUACCAGGAUCAAGAAGCCCAAAACGAAUGUGUCACGUGUCCAUCCGGGACAUCUACUUUUGGACAAAAGGGAUCAAAAGGAAGCAAAGACUGUCAAGGCAUUUCCAUCUCGUCCGGGACUGAAAAACAAGGCAUGCCCGCGAAGAUUUUUUACCCAGUCAUAGUUUUGGGAUCUGGCCUAGUUAUUGCAGUAGUUUUUGUCGCCAUCUUCUGUCUGCGGAAACGCCGUCUGUAAGUUCUUUAGUACACGAUAGGAUAAUUAACAACCCGAGGGUGACACUUAAUAGUUAAAAACUAAUGAACUUGUGGCCCUCUAUAAACAUUGUUAUAAUUUAAAAACCCUAUUAUUAAAAAUAAAUUAAAAUCGAGAAACAAAAAAUUGAUUUGAAUUGUCUAUCAUGUUGGAAAGUUUGAGCUCCAUCGGAUUAAAGACAGAAAAGUAGUUCCCUAAUGACUACUUUUGGCGACAGCUAACCCGGCGUGAAUGUUCAAAAGAUACGUGGAACCACAUGGAAGCUGGAUGGUUACUCAGUACAUGGCUUUAACGGACCCUUUAUGGCGUCAUUUUCAAUGUGGUCCAUGAAAACUUGUGAUAGAUUAGCAAACGUAAGGACUAUCGAGAUUGUCCCGUUAAACUAUGACAGAAUUUCUGUUAAAGUCCUAGCCCUUACAUGAAUGUUUAAAUACUCUAGUGGGGCGUUUUCACAUGACGUGACGGCAGCCAUGUUGGUGUUCCAAAACAAUGAAGCGGCGGCCAUGUUAGUGCACCAAACCAAUUCAGUGGAAGUAGAACUCUUUUCUUAUGCAAACUCUUUCUUUUGUUCCAAUAAAUUUGCGUACAUAUGUGAUGGCCACGCUCUAUAUACGGAUGGCUAAUUUACAUUAUGAUUUCUGUGAGAUUAUUCAAUAUUAUUGCAUAAUUAACAAUUAGACCCGUAGCCCUUGCGGGCUACGGGUCAAUAACCCAUGAGGCGAAGCCGAAUGGGCUAUUGUAAACUUUAUCACUCAUAAUGUUCCUAUAACUUAGGCAUCUUAUCAUGGUCAUUAUCCAAACAUUCAACUUAGUAAACUAGACCAACACUUUCUAUUUAACUCAUUCCAUUCAAGAAAGCCGUGAGUUUUCGUUUGAAAGCAGACAAAAAGUACUUUCUGAAAAAAAAGAAAGGUUUCCUUCAUGGGAACAAAUAUUUCUGUUACAAAUUUUGACUCAGUACAACUAAAGAAAAACAGGUUAAAAAUUAUAGAGAAACAAAAUAUUAUGUCAAACCACUCUGCUGUUUGAAUUUGAUGAUGAAACAAACCAUUUUUCUUGUUAUAAGAACAAACUUAUCUCGAAAGCAGAACAGCAGUUGAGAAAAUCAUCUGGUACUUUCUGUCACGAUUUUUCCCUGAGACCGGUAGGAGGAGAAGCACACGGCAAAGAAAAGGCUUUUCUCUGCAAUUUCUCUCUUUCCCUACCCUCUUGCUAGGAAAGGCCUGAUACUCAGGUUAUUAACAGGAGUAUCGCGUACUGUCACUGCUCUAAUCUUUUAAUGCAAAUUAGAGUCAAGUCCUUUGUCCUCAGCGAAAACGCUGCAAAACAUUUACAUUUACCUUUGGAUUCCUGCCAAGUCAGCCAGCCGUGACAUGAGCUCUACGACACGUAAGAUUACUCAACACAAAUGAGCGAUCUGAAUAAACGGCAUGCCAAAGGUAGAACUGGCGAUCGGAAGUGCUUUACGGUCACAACUGAACACGAGCGAAGUGACACUCGCCUCGAAUAUCGAGAUUUACCGGUGCUUCAGAAUUACUUACGAUACCUUCUGAGUUGUUUUUAUCCCAAAAUCCAUCUCCAGGAUCUUUGAAAUCGUUUUCAAUUUGUUUUAUAUCAGAAUCUCCGCCAUUUCGAAGAGAAUUUACUUGAUCGCGGUGUGUUUAUUCAACCCCAGCAAACUUUCGGCAAUCCUACGAGUACUUUUCGGCAAUUCUUUGCGAGCCGUGUUCUCAAAAAUCGAGAUUUAUUUCUGCUACGGUGAAAUUUUCCUCCCUAUACACGGGGACUUCUAAGGUGCCUCCUCGUGCGUGGGCAAAAGUGAAGUUUACGAUAAAAAUACAAUUUUAAUGUUGCGGACUUAUUUUUACCUAAGCAGUUAUCCUUAUCCUUUUUUUACUCGCCAAAGAUCAAUGCUUG
Molecule: messenger RNA, 11048 nt
Organism: Orbicella faveolata
Lineage: Eukaryota; Metazoa; Cnidaria; Anthozoa; Scleractinia; Merulinidae
Source: RefSeq, a predicted model, not a curated record